Molecule: messenger RNA, 1188 nt
Organism: Aspergillus pseudoviridinutans
Lineage: Eukaryota; Fungi; Ascomycota; Eurotiomycetes; Eurotiales; Aspergillaceae
Exons: 3
Coding region: 1-1188 (395 amino acids)
Source: RefSeq, a predicted model, not a curated record
AUGGCCUCUAAAACAAGAAGCCAGCAAACUCUUUCCAUCGGACAUACCGAGAAGAAUGCCAUGGAAGAAGCUCUGGACGAUGGUGUCCUGCGCCUCAACAUGCGAUACCGCGAUUUUACAUUGUUUCUCGAUUUGAAAGACCAAUAUCACAAGGAGUUCCUUUCGCGGCUUACGGAACACACCGAACAGUUCGGGUUUGAGUGGGGAAUGUUGGAGCAAUCUAAACAGGAGCGUAUGUCGUGUGCUGAGAGCUUUUUGGGCCGGUAUGGGAUGCUGUAUUGGGGUACGGAGUUGAAUAGGGAAAGGUUCCUUAUGAAGGAUUCUCGAGAGGAUCCGGCUUCUCUAUGUGUCUAUCCGGAGAGGAAGAAGGAGAUAGUGCGCGUGAUUGAGAUGCUGCUGCAGAAGAAGGCUCGAAGCAUACUCAAAACUAAUAUGACUCCUCAAACACCGAGCGAUGCGGCUGCCAAAACGACGUCUUCCUCGAGCCUUGUUACCAAUGGACUGGCAGGAAGUCUAUCGUCCAGGGUUGGCGAAAGCAAUAACCAGCUAGGGAAAAGAAGGGUCCCCGAUGAUCUUGAAGCUUCGCCCUCACGAGUCAAAAGUGCAGAUGCCAGGGCCAUUAGGCCAUUCAGCUCUAUCAGUGACACCACGAACAACGCCAUGAGAACACUGGAUCCCGUCAGCGUGAAUGAGGCAUCAAGAAACAUAAGCCGUGCUGAAUACUAUGGAACCCCGAAAACGGACUCAAACCACUCAAGAUUCACUACUGCACACACAGCGCGGAUGCCCGAAGUCGCACUACAACAGCAGACAAAGUUCCUGGUAUCUGCCUCAACUCAACCGAACAUGGCGCCUGUUUGGGUCCCCUUCCGGUCCUUUCAAUCUGCAGCAUCCUUCCUAGUGCACAUGGCGGAGGAGUGCAACAUCCAUGAAUGGGAUCCUAGUGCUCAACUGAACAAGGAGAUCUCAAAGUGGGACAGCAGUCCUCCAGCACCGCAAACAGUUGUGGCCGCGUCGGUCAAGUUCGACUGGUCCGAGUUCUUUAUAAGGGUACGACAGGGUAGGGAUGACGACUGGGAAUUUGUGAUGCAGGAACUUCGCAAUUCAUGGAGAGUUACAGGCGAGGAUCAAAGCGAGGCGAGAAAUCAGCGAUUCCACAUCCUUGUGAUGCUUCAUGUUGUCUCCUGA